AUGAAUGCGUCGAACCCUUCGCUUAAUGAGCAAUUGGCCGCGCUCGCACCCGAUGGUUGGUCGUGGAAACCGAGUGAUCCACCUGCACUAAUUUUCCAAGAUUUAUGGCUGAGCACGAAAUGGGUCGAUGUACCGCGCCUGAUCGACGAACUGUUUCCAGCGUUAUUGAUUCUAAAAGAUCCAGCUUCACCUCCCAGAAGAGUUAACAGUGAAAUCGAAAAAACCGUCCAAAUUCUCUGCAACAUUCGUUCUAUUGUCUAUCUACCCGAUAUUGCUUCACUCGUCACUGCCAUCGAUAACGAGAAUCGUUCGAAACCGCCAGAACAAAUGUGUAAUAUCGACGAAGAUAAUGAACGUCGUUCGUCGACUAGAUCAGGUUUAUCAAUUGUAAACGGUACUGAGCCAAAGUCUCCACUCGAUCAACUCUGCUAUGAUGUCGAAUCAUCAUCGUGUGCAAUUACCGACAAUUCAACAUGCUCAGACUGUAAAAAGAAGCUAUCGCUCUUUGUCUUUGGCCGUCGUUAUCAUUGUCGAAUGUGUGGUCAGACUCAAUGUUCAGAUUGCCAAAUAUGGCAAACUUGUCGCCAUUUGGGCUAUACAUUGCCCGUGCGCAUCUGUCAGGCGUGUUCAUUACACAAAAGAGGAAUUAUUAUCGAUGCCAUUUAUUCACACAUCCAGAAAAGUCUCAUCAACGGUUCUACUCAAUAUCUGUCUCUCUACAUCGCUUUACUCAAGCAUUAUUCUCAACAAAAUGAUUUUUUGUAUUCACUAUACGAACUGGUUGAAAAUCAUUUUCUGGCCUUUCAAAAUUUCGGCGGCGUCAUGCAAUGUCUUACCUACCGUUGCGCACCACAUGAAGCCUGA
Didymodactylos carnosus is the source of this 864-nucleotide messenger RNA. Lineage: Eukaryota; Metazoa; Rotifera; Eurotatoria; Philodinida; Philodinidae. The record is from the annotation of a GenBank genome assembly.